AUGGAAGAGAAUGUUUAUACUACAUGGGAAAGUGUACUGGAUACCUUAAGCCCUACUGAACUAGAACGCUUGGAAAACAACGCAAGUUGGUAAGUCCACGUACGCCAAUGGUUUAUGAACAAAUCCUAAACUUAUAGGGACAUUUUGUUUUAACAAACGCGAAUUUCAUUCGUCUUGCAGAUGAUCCAUUUGAACAUCUCACAGCAAGUCAUUGGCAAAGUAUUGAUGCUGCUAUCAGAGAAAAUAUUGGUAGGUUAUUAGCUAGGCAAUUGUUGUGAGAUACUAUUUUCUUUUUUUCUAUGACAUGUAGUUUUAUUAAAGUUUUAUUGUAAUCGCCGUAGGUUAUCGCUGUGAAGAGUGCGAAAAGGUUUACCGCCAUUUGCCCAAUCUUUCAAGGCAUAAGCGAUUACACCACGGACAUAAAUAUCGCGCAUCAGACAGUAUCAUUGUCGUUUACCUACAGCAAUGGCGUGUUUGCAUGGAUUGCCAGCGUCCGCGGUUUCUACAAAAAAUGGAAAAUUUUGGCUUUGCAACAGAAAUAAUCCCAAGAGUUGUAAAUUCUUCUGCCCUGAUCAAGACCGCUCGUUGUUCGAAACGGCCAUGUCAAUGUGGAGAGCGAAUGGACCAAUUCAUCCAGUGUGUGAUACUCACCAAAGGCUAGCAAGAUCUAGAAUGAAAGUCGUCGAAGACGUUAGUAAACUGAACUUUGGAAGGCCGUUUUUUGUUUGUUGCGACCGCGAGAAUCCACGUAAGUUCUGGCAGUGGGGUGAUAGACAAGAGUUUCCAAAACCGAAAUGCGGACACGAAUUGAAUGCUUGCGUACAGAAAGUCAAAAAGGAAGGAGAAAAUCAAGGCCGCCUUUUCUUCUGUUGUCCAAACGAUCGAGAAAAGUCGUGCGGAUUUUUUGAAUGGAAACUCGAGCUGGAAAACUCGUUCAACCAAAUCCAUUUUCCUCACGUUGAAAGAGUUGGUAUAUUGCAGAGUAAUCCAGCGCUGUACACGUACAUGGUAGCUGAAACUGGACUUACCUUUACUAGCGCACGGGAAAAUCCGCACGAUGCAUACGCUGAAUACAUGGGGGAAUUGCCAAUUUCCUCACAUACGAACGCUAUGGGGGAACUGUCACUGAUAGACUAUUAG
Molecule: messenger RNA, 1140 nt
Organism: Paramuricea clavata
Lineage: Eukaryota; Metazoa; Cnidaria; Anthozoa; Malacalcyonacea; Plexauridae
Source: the annotation of a GenBank genome assembly